AUGUCUGAAUUGGUCUCGCAAUUGCUCGUUCAUCCAGACAUUUCGAGACCUCGAUGGGAUCAAUCAACGUUCGAGGGUCGAGCUCGUCAUUUCUUCGCCAUAACAAAUCCACUCAAUUUGUUUGUAUCGAAUAAACGUCUUGAGGAGUCAAAAAAAUUAGUCAUAGAUUACAAGAGUGGGGUCGUGCCACCAGAUCUAACCGUAAAUCAGUUAUGGCGAGCAAAACAAAUAUUCGAUUCGGCAUAUCAUCCGACCACGAUGGAGAAGAUGAUUCUUCCAGGCCGAAUGAGUGCACAAGUUCCGGGUAACAUGCUGCUAACUGGAGGAAUGCUCACAUUCUACAAAUCACCAGCUGCCGUGAUCUUCUGGCAAUGGCUGAAUCAAACGUUCAAUGCAGUCGUUAAUUAUUCGAAUCGCUCAGGAGAAACCACUUCAACGAAGCAGUUGGUUGCAUCAUAUGUGUGUGCCACAGGAGGUGCUCUUGUAGCUGCAUUAGGUCUUAACUCACUCGUGAAGAGUGCACCGCCACUUGUAGGACGUUUGGUACCAUUCUGUGCGGUCGCUGUCGCCAACUCCAUAAACAUUCCAAUGAUGAGAUCUCAAGAGCUUGUUGAUGGUAUCGAUUUAUUGGAUGAAGAUGGCCACAAAGUGGGCGCCAGUAAAAAGAUCGCUUAUAAGGCUAUAAGCAUGGUUGUGGUCAGUCGAAUAGCGAUGGCUUCACCAACGUUCGCAUUUAUUCCCGUUGUUAUGAAUUCAGUGGUCAAAACCGACUGGUAUAAGGUGAGACCGUGGAUAUCAGCACCGUUCCAGGCAACAUUAGCUGGAGUGAUUCUCGUCUUCUCCACCCCACUUUGUUGCGCUCUGUUCCCUCAGCUGAGCUCAGCAACAAUCAAAGAUUUGGAACCAGAACUACAAGAAAAGUUGAAUAAGUUGCCGAAUCCGCCUCGAAUUCUUUACUACAAUAAAGGUCUUUGA
Messenger RNA from Anisakis simplex (herring worm), 975 nucleotides. The record is from the annotation of a GenBank genome assembly. Lineage: Eukaryota; Metazoa; Nematoda; Chromadorea; Rhabditida; Anisakidae.